Molecule: messenger RNA, 831 nt
Organism: Aricia agestis (brown argus)
Lineage: Eukaryota; Metazoa; Arthropoda; Insecta; Lepidoptera; Lycaenidae
Product: protein lethal(2)essential for life-like
Exons: 1
Coding region: 60-611 (183 amino acids)
Biological process (GO): response to heat; protein refolding
Molecular function (GO): protein folding chaperone; structural constituent of eye lens
Source: RefSeq, a predicted model, not a curated record
GAACUUGUUCACACUUUUAACAACUCCCAAGCGAUAAAAGGCGAUUAAUUUCAACAAAAAUGUCUCUACUACCGUACUUGUUCGAUGAUUAUCCUCUGCGACGACCUUCAAGGCUUCUGGAUCAGCAUUUUGGACUGGGAUUGGCUCCGAGUGAUGUCCUGAUGAUGGCUUCGCCGAUCCUGAGUGAGGACUACUACCGACCCUGGCGAAGCUUGGUCGCCGCGACGAAGGACCUGGGAUCUAGCAUAAAGAACGACGCAGACAAAUUCGAAGUCAGCCUGGACGUUCAGCAGUUCUCUCCAGAGGAAAUUACGGUGAAAACAGCGGACGGUUACAUCGUUAUAGAGGGAAAACACGAGGAGAAGAAGGACCAACACGGCCUUGUUACGCGCCAUUUUGUCAGGAAGUAUGCUCUACCUGACAACACCAACUUUGAGUCGGUCGAGUCGAAGCUGUCUUCGGACGGAGUGUUGACGAUAACAGCUCCGAAGGUGGUCCCAGAUGCUAUCAAGGGCGAAAGGAAGGUGCCAAUCGCGUCAACUGGACCUGUCCGUAAGGAGAUAAAGGACCAAAGGGAAGGCACAGACAAACAAGUGAAGAGUAAAAUGUAAUUUUCUGUCAAAAUAGGUCAAAACUUAGUACUUCAAAAGUUCAAAACAGCGGGAUAUUUCGACAGAUUGGUAAAGUAUUUAAUUUGUCAUCUUUUCUACUGUGUUUUCGUAGGUUUCUAAUUUGGGAUAGUCCAUAUUUAGAAACCAAUAGAGGAAUACACUUAUUAUAUUAUAUUUUUUUAUUUUUGUCGAAAUAUUCUCGCUUGAUUUAAACUUUUGA